AUGGCUACAGAACAAGCCCGCCCAGCCUCGCAGAAGUUUCCUGCAGGUCUGGCCGGCGUCCUCAACCCCUCCGACGACAAUAGAGACUCGGCCUACUACUCGAGCACGGACGCCUCUAGCAAGCGUGCCAUCCUCAGUCCCACCAACUCAGGUUUCCACGAAUCCAACGGGGACAAGACACCUUCGCCCGUAUCAACCAACUUGCUACCGCAACCUCUAGUAUCCCCCGUCACGAGCAACAUGAGCGUCGCAUCCAUCGUCUCCCCCACAAACCCCACCCGCGCAGACCCUCGGCUUGUCGAUCGCACCUACUCCAUCGACUCCAGCGCAGCCCUGAACUGCGAUGCAGAACCAAUGUCCCGGCGCGAGAGCGUCGACAGCAGGAUCAAUCAGGAGUUUGGAGGCAUGAGGCUCGGCCCAUCGCCCUACGCAAGCGCCAAUCACUCCACCACCUCUAUCCAAAACACCCUGCAGCAGCAACGAAACCCGAGGACGGGCCUCGACACACUGUCCAUCCACCGCAUCUCCAAUGGAUACCAGCCAAGUACCGAGCGUAUCCCCCUGGACAACCAGAUCAAGGCCAUUCGCACCGCUCCUACCAUUACCGGACCUACAACGGGUACCAUUGCGCGUGCCGCAGAACCCACCAAGGGCCAGGCCUGGGCUUUUCCCGAGGAUGAGAUGCAGAGGCUGCCAUCGGGCGCUCAUUCGCUCAUAGACUCGAGGAGGAGCAGUGUCGCCGACUCGUUUGCCAGCAGCCAGUUUACCGCGGAGUCAAGAUUGCCGCCUGGGCAACGCAGGUUGGACGAGGGUUUGGCUACACCCGACUACCACCGCAUGUCGAGUAACUCGGGCGAGUUCCCCGCCGUGCACCAUCACUCUCUGCAGCACAGGCAACUGGGCGACCUGCAGGCGGAGGAGGCCAACGGCCAUGCGGGCGCUCAACCAUACAGCAGGACCCCCGAGCUGCGAGUCAGCCACAAGCUGGCAGAACGGAAACGAAGGACAGAGAUGAAGGAGCUGUUCGAGCAGCUGAGGGACCUGAUGCCCCAGGAGCGCGGGUCCAAGGCGUCCAAGUGGGAGAUUCUCACCAAAGCCAUUUCCGAGCACCAGCGCCAGAAUGACACGAUCAAAUAUCUCCAACAGCAGCACCACUCAGUCGUCUCCGACUUGGAAAUGCAGCGCCGCGAGCUAGCUGCUCUGAGGAUGGAGAACUCGCAGCUGCGAGGCGAGCUGACGGCCGUCUCAACAAACCAUGCUGGCGCUAACCACAAUACCGCGGCCCCUGCUGCAGGGUUCCAGGCGAGAGACACCCAGCGGCCAGAACUUCCACCACUGCGGUCCCUCAGCGGCGAUAUUCCGACAGUUCCCGAGUCGAUGACCGGCGUACAGUACAGCGAGCAGCCGAGAAUGAGUGGCUACCGGACUUCUGAUGCCCGCUACUAG
Molecule: messenger RNA, 1446 nt
Organism: Cryphonectria parasitica EP155
Lineage: Eukaryota; Fungi; Ascomycota; Sordariomycetes; Diaporthales; Cryphonectriaceae
Exons: 3
Coding region: 1-1446 (481 amino acids)
Biological process (GO): positive regulation of transcription by RNA polymerase II
Cellular component (GO): RNA polymerase II transcription regulator complex
Molecular function (GO): protein dimerization activity; DNA-binding transcription factor activity
Source: RefSeq, a predicted model, not a curated record